AUGCAACGACCAAUUCUCAACCCGGAAGAGCGACACGUGCUGGCCAGCCAACGAACACGUCUGUAUACCAGACCUUCCCCCGAUUAUCCCAAUGGCCGCGGUCUGUUUGCAGGUUUACUAACCCCGCCACGUCGAAAGCGUGUCUCAAAACCGGUUCAAAGUCUCAGGCCAGGUCUAACCCCCUGGAUGCACGACUGGGUAUCGGAUCUGAACGACCUGCUCCCAGCAGAAGGCUUCGACUUCGAUGAUGAGGACGUUCCCAAUGAUGGAUUCUCCCUUGGCGAACCCGAGGAAAGAUUCAACUACUGGGAGAAGCCCUGGGUCCAAGCCAAGGCAGACAAGAAAGCGGCAGACGCCAUCAAGAGAGGAGAAGCAGCCUUCAAGAGAAAGCACAGAAAGAGACCCAUCCCACUGACACGAGUUGGGCGAAAGAGAGCUUGGAAGAAGCGAGCAGAAGCAAAGCUGCAGAGAGAAAACGGGAAAUUCGUCAAGAAGGAGGAAAUAAUUAUCAUUGGCGAUGGCUGAAGAAAUCAAUGAGAUGACGAAGCGAAAUCAGUAGGUCAACAUACCCUCUUUCACUGAAAGGGGUUUCUGACCGUUUGACGACUAGUGAUCUCAAACUGGACGGACCGGAGCACAGGUCGAAAUGCCGAUGGCAGUGAUCAAUAAGUUGCGCUCAAAAUGCUCAAAUGACGAUACUCGGUGGGGUUUUUGAUGAGGGCCGGGCAAAUUGAAUAAGCGAGAUACAACUAAAAGUCACCAACUUUCAACCUUUAUAUCUUUGUUUCUAUAAUAGGCUUUUCUUUCAUUAAAGAUUCAAAUUACUCCUCUUUACAAAAUAGAUUGACCUGUAAUAGCUAGAAAGGGAUAUUCACUUAAAGUGUCGCGAUGCGAGAAAGUAACUAACUUGUAGAAUAUUAGCGCGAUUCUCUCACUAAAGGCCUUAGCGAGUGCCUGAGGUGCCGGCCCUCAUCAAAAACCCCACCGAGUACU
This is a messenger RNA of Cadophora gregata, 993 nucleotides long. RefSeq lists its product as uncharacterized. The transcript is spliced from 4 exons. NCBI's taxonomy places the organism in Eukaryota, Fungi, Ascomycota, Leotiomycetes, Helotiales, Ploettnerulaceae. The record is from RefSeq and is a predicted model, not a curated record. Bases 1 to 525 code for a protein of 174 amino acids.